UUUCUUUAUAAAUAUAGCACUCUUAUCUCUCUCUCUCUCCCCAACUCUGGAACUGUCAUAUUUAAUCUUGUGAUUUGCUUUAGAAUGUCUCUGGAAAAUAUUUCUUCUGAAUGCUUCUGUUAUGUGCACUGCAACUUCUGCAACACAAAUUUAGCGGUGAAUGUUCCAAACAACAUCGUGUGCAACGUUGUAACAGUUAAGUGUGGACAUUGUUCUAAUUUAUUAUCUUUGAACACAACUGCUAUGCAACAGACUACCACUCAUCAUCAUCUCCAAAAUGUUCAUAAGCAAAACGUCCUACAUCAAGAUUUAAAUGAGCGUUCUUUGUCAUCAAAGGACAAUGAAGUUUCUGUAUUAGUCUUUCCAUCACAAAGUGAAAGAUCAAGAACACUUUCUGCACAUGCCAUAGGGAAAAGACAACGUCCUCCUUCAGCAUACAAUAAAUUUAUCAAGGAAGAGAUUCGAAGGAUAAAGGCAAACAAUCCUAAGAUUAGCCAUAGAGAAGCUUUUAGCACUGCAGCAAAAAAUUGGGCACAUCUCCCUCACACCCAAUUUGGGUUAACACUGAAAUAGGAGUAUGAAGAAGGACACAACACACAGUGUCAAGGAACUAAAUAAUGGCUGCAUGCAUUUGAGUUUCUAUUUAUAUGUGGUGUGAGUUCAAUUCUAGUUUAUUUACUGUUUUCGGUGCCCUAAAAACUGUACCAAUUGUAGGUAUAAGCUGUUCAGAUUAUCUUGUUGUAUCAUCAUAAUUUUCUUCUAUGAAUCUUAUAAAUGUAAUCUGUUAUUAUUUUUCAAACUUAUGUUGUAAUUGUUAACUGUCUUUUGAGUAUCGACUGUGAAUUUCUUUA
Jatropha curcas is the source of this 851-nucleotide messenger RNA. Its product is annotated as protein YABBY 6. Lineage: Eukaryota; Viridiplantae; Streptophyta; Magnoliopsida; Malpighiales; Euphorbiaceae. The record is from RefSeq and is a predicted model, not a curated record. Gene Ontology annotation, biological process: multicellular organism development; cell fate commitment; abaxial cell fate specification. Gene Ontology annotation, cellular component: nucleus.